Molecule: messenger RNA, 4239 nt
Organism: Heterotrigona itama
Lineage: Eukaryota; Metazoa; Arthropoda; Insecta; Hymenoptera; Apidae
Source: the annotation of a GenBank genome assembly
AACACGCGAAGCAUAUCUCUGUUGUCAAAUCCCUAUAUUCGCACGGUGAUUUUGCAGGUUGCGAGGUGUCUGACAUUAACAGUGGCAAUCUGUUUGGUGCUGUCAGUGAAAUUCGACGCGAUAGAGGCUGAGAGAUGGUCGCGACAGGUAUCGAACAGCGAGUGGAUACCGUUGGCGAAUCCGAGGGCCACGCAAGCUCAAGUCGAGCAAAGUAGUCCGGCUGCGGGGCUCCUGGCAACCGGAAACGCGCAGCUGCCUCAACUUCCGCAACUCUCUUUGCCACCGGCCCUUCAGCAACAGUACCAAGAGCAGUUGUUGCAGUUGCAAAAGACUCAGGAAAAUAUACAGAAGUUGUUGCUGUUGCAACAGCAGCUUCGAGCACAGCAGCAACUUCUUCAGACGUCUUUGUUUCCCCAGUCUCAGACGUUCCUGCCCAGCGGAUUUAGCAACGCAGACGAGGACAAGCAACUGCACGACGUCGGACUAGCAGGCUCGCAGGUGGCCGAUCUUUCGUCGGAGGAUCUGGUGCCGCCUCUGCCCGCAUCGGAAGCGUUGCCGCCGAUUUUCCCGGCGCAAAACUUCCUCGGCCAACGGUCCAGGCAUCAUCCCUCGACGAAGCAGGACACGAGCCUACCUCAGGAGGCUUCAUUCGUCGGCUUAUCUGGCCAGGAUUUCAAGAACGGCGGCCAGCUGCUGCAACCGGGAGAGCAGAACGUCGAACAGAUCGAAGAGCGCGAUCAAAGGCAAAGCGCGAAGCAGAUAAAGGAACCAGGUCAGGCUUCUUUGCUGUCUCAAGGUGAAAGUGGACAAAACGAAGAGGAGGAGGUGCAAUUAGUUUACGUGCCGGCGGAGACCUUGGCGCAACGAGGUCAGCCGAAAAGAGGCCGCGGAAGAAAGCAGUAUCCCCUCCGUCAGCAGCAGCAGCAGCAACAACCUCGACAACCGCAGCAACACCACGACAGCCGAGGUAUCGACGACCAGGAUGCCCUUGCCCGUCAGAUACUGCAGCAAAUUCAACUGGAACGCGAGGAGAAGGCCCAGUUCCUCAAGGAGGAGCGAAUGAAGGAACUCGUCCGGUUGAACGAGGAGCAAAAGGCAGCGGAAAGGAAAGCACGCCUGCAGCAAGAAGCCUUGCAGAGGGAGCAAGAGCUGCAGAGGCAGCGCGAGAUCGAGAAGAAGAAAAAAGAAUUGGAGAAGUUGGAGGAAUUGGCGAAGCAACGGGAACUUGAGAGGAUACGCGAGGCCAGGGAGAAGCAACGACUGGAAGAACUGGAAAGGCGAAGAUUAGAGGAGAUCCGAGCGAAAGAGGAGAAGCGUCGGGCGGAGGAAGCAGCAGAGCAGAGGGAAGCCGAGAGGCUGGCCGCUCUGGAGAAACAGAAGGAACUGGAGAUCCUGAAUGAGCGUGAAAAACAACGGGAAAACGAGGCGAGAUUGGCCGAAUCGGAACGUACUGAGGGCCAAGACGUUCAAACGCAGGCUCUUCCUUUGAUCAGGGAUCAGUUUCAUCGCCAGCAUCCGUCGGAUACGCCGAAACAAAGUAAAAGUAAAGUCAGGGGAAGACAGAGGCAGAGGAUUCCUCAUUAUCAUGAUCAACAAAAUUACAGGGAAACGACGACCCCAUCUCCUAAUCAACCGCCCUUGGCAGUGUACAUGGGAAGUUCCAGUUCGAAGACAUCCAACGUGAAAGUAGCUGACGUCUUAAGGAUAUUAAAGGAUGCUAAAACCAUAGCUGUUCUGGAUACAGUCGGCCCGGACACUCCGCAAGUGUUCGUGGGUCCGACCAGUUUAGAUCCACCGACAGGUUACGCCAAGUUCGAUCUGCCGUAUUUGUCAUCCAUCGAUCACAAUCGCGUCGAGAGGAAGGUUGACAAGUUACCUUUCUUCGUCGCGCCACUUAGCUUCGAUCCACCUCCAGGAUAUUCGAAGAUACCAUUCCCAGCGCCGCACAUAGGGUCAGUGGUAGUGAAUACCCUGGAUAACGCUGAUGCGAAAGGAAGCGACGAUCAAAAUCCUAGCCCAACACCUUUGAUAGAACCUAACUCUUAUCUGGACGGUUUGGACAGCGUAUCUGAAUCUACUACCCCUUCGUACGAGCCUCAAACAACUAUCAACUACUCUCCAGAAUCGUCAAGCACGCCCAGGUACGAGCAGACGUAUGGACCAACGUCGUCUGCUGGAUACUCUGGCUCCAGGUUCAGGUUCAGACAGUUCUACGGCGACGGUAAGCCAGCUUCUGUCGUUACUUCCUAUUACGAUGAUCAGAGAUCUACCACGAGGAAGCAGAAGUACUACGAUGAAAAUUCGCGGACGACCGAGGCCCCUGUUCAAAGUGGAAAAGUGGGCACAUCAGCUGUGAGUCGAGCUGAAGAAAUUUCGUAUUCGACGACGCCCAGCUUCAGAGAAGAAACAAUUGGCCAGCAGGAGCAGUCGGGUCAGCUGGCGUUAAUUAAUCAACAGUUGGCCCAGCAGAGGGAGGCGCAACGCUACAACAACGGAGGGCAAUAUAGUCAACAGAAUCCCCAGGCUUCCGCCGGUCUCGUCGGUAGUUUCGACGGUGAAAUCACUGCUGGCGAUGUUAACGACGUUAGAAUUCCCGUUGGACCCACGCAAUAUAGCUUGCCGGCUGAACUACCAGCGAUCUCUCCGCACCUUCCCGGCCUGGUGAAUUCUCUGUUGGAUAAGAAUGAGGCGAAACUCCAUCCUGGUGCGACGACAACUACAAGCACAACUACCACUACAACCACUACCACGACACAGCGUUCUCCUACGACAACGUACAGGCCACGAAGUAGACAGAGAAGCAGAUUGGUUUCCACGAGACCAAGAACAACAACAACCGAAGCACCGUCGACCAAAUCGAACGUGGAGAAAAAUCGAAGACCGUACAACAGAUCUAGAUCCAGGUUCACGACCACCACAGAGGAGUAUCGCGAGUCUGCUUACGAGCCAACUAAAUCCAAAAUUCCGGAAACUACGUUGAGGUAUAACUCGGAGCACAGGAGGCCGAGCAGCAGGACGAACAAGUACAGAAAUCGAGAUAAAACCAGUCAGCAGCCUGAGGUCGUAGGACACGCUCAAAGCCAACAGGCACAGCAAUCGUACGACACUGGGUCCCGUAUCAGCGAUCCGAACUCCCCUAUCACCGACUCAGAACCAAGUGUUCUUCGUCAGUUGGAUUCGUCGUCAAGCUUGAACGACCACGCUUCUGAGAAUUAUUCACCCACCACUGUUAGCGCCACGGAGAACUACCCGUCGUUUCAUGAUGUCACUGUGAACCAUGCUACCGCGUUGAUUUCUGACGAUUACUCGAGAAGUCAGAACUAUCCGCAGAACGUUGAGGAGGGUCCGCGUUACCGGCCUGGCUACGACGAAUCGACCUUAGAACGGACCGACCUUGAAAAGAAUCCAGUGAAUGGAUUUAAUUAUCAUCAAGCUCAGAGUGGCGAGCCGCUGGAUCAAGAGGUCGUUCAGAGGCCGAAGAACUACCAGUUAGACGGGAAAGCGGAGAACAGUGACUUUGAAUUGGCCACGACUGUCGAUCCAAGGCUACGCACGCCGGACGAGCAACGUUAUUCUCAAAUUUACGAGGUGAACGUCCCACAGAAUCAGCCGGAGUACAGCCUGACCGGUCAGGAUAAUCUGCAUCGCGUGGAGAGCGACAAGAUUCAUCAAGCUGGCGUCGACGAGGGUAAUCCUAACGAGCGGCCAAUAUUUAUCCCGUUGCCGGAGAAUAAGCAGGAAGAUUAUGAACUGCCUGUUUCCCCCACCGAGAUUCCGUUGUCAGAUGUAACAACAGAAGCAAUUACAACAAGCACAACGCCCGUAGUGAUUCGGCAACGUGUUCGAGGACGCGUUGGUACCCGCUUGCAUCAUGAACCAUCGGUUCAGACACGGAACAAAGGUUCACAGGACGAGUACGUUCGUUUCAACGUGGUGAACCAAGAUUCCACUCGAACCGUGCCGAGUAGACAGAGAACCAGAUCCAGACCUCGCACCCAGAAUCACGGAUCUCAAGUUCAGACUGAUGGCAAUGAAUAUAUCAAGAUACACGCGGUACAGCAACAAAGGCAAAUCACUACCACCACGAAACCACCAGCACUAUCUACAACGACCACUACCAUGCGUCCGACGGAGGAGGACAUUGAUUACGGAUUUAUAAGGCCGCCGAAUUUCCGACCAGUACAUCCGGUGGAUAACAGAUUCCAGACACCUGUUACGUACAGGCCCCAGCUUUUGGAG